CGGCUGGGCGCACAGGCUCCGGCGCCGCCAGCCCUGCCGGCUGCGCCUCUGCCUCCCUGCCUGCGCCGCCCGCCUUUGUUUUGGCUCGGGGAACCGUCGCGGCAAGGCCUUCUUCUACCUUUUUUUUUAUUUAUUUUUUUUUUCCCCGCCUGCCCCCCUCCUUUUUAAUGUUUUUUUACUCCUGAUUUUGUAUCCUUUAUUUUUUUUUGCCUGCGCGUUUGCCCUCCCGUCGCUGCUGCGGCAGCCGGGCGCUGCCUGCUGGCUCAGGAUCCAUAGCCGCUAGCACAGCUGAAGACGACGGGAGUUGGUGGAAGGAGGAGACAAGCCUGGAGGAGCAGCGUUUUUCUAACCUUGCUUUAUCGCUGGAAAGGCCAGAGCAGCCUGUGCCAUCCUGAGCUUCUCUACCCUUUAGCAGCAAGGUAUUUCGGUGUUGGUUUAUUUUUUUUUUACCCCCCCUUUUUUUUUUUGGGGAAAGCUUGGCUUUUUAGUUGUUAUUUUUGCCCACCCCCCCCCCCUCCACCCCCCACCUCAUCCUCGCUGUUGUUGUACCAGCUGAGUCAUCAUGUCUGCUCUGACGCCUCAAAGCGACAUGCCAACCCCCACCACAGACAAGAUCACUCAGGCUGCCAUGGAGACCAUCUAUCUUUGCAAAUUCCGAGUGUCCAUGGAUGGAGAAUGGCUCUGCCUCCGCGAGCUGGACGACAUCUCCCUGACACCCGACCCCGAGCCUACCCACGAAGACUCUUGGGAGGAUUUGACAGAUGUGGUGGAGCAAUUGCGUGCUGAUACCGAAGAUCCUAAUUAUCUGAUGGCUAAUGAACGCAUGAACCUGAUGAACAUGGCAAAGCUGAGCAUCAAGGGCUUGAUUGAGUCAGCUCUCAACUUGGGCAGGACACUGGACUCAGACUAUGCCCCUCUGCAGCAGUUCUUCGUUGUGAUGGAGCAUUGCCUUAAACAUGGCUUGAAAGGCAAAAAGAGUUUUCUUGGGCAAAAUAAGUCAUUUUGGGGACCACUGGAACUGGUAGAAAAACUUGUUCCUGAGGCUGCAGAGAUUACAGCAAGUGUGAAGGAUCUCCCAGGGCUGAAGACACCUGUGGGGAGAGGAAGGGCCUGGCUUCGCUUGGCUCUCAUGCAGAAGAAACUUUCAGAGUACAUGAAAGCCUUGAUUAACAGAAAGGACCUUCUCAGUGAGUUCUACGAGCCCAAUGCACUGAUGAUGGAAGAAGAAGGUGCCAUCAUUGCUGGCCUCCUUGUAGGUUUGAAUGUCAUUGAUGCCAACUUCUGCAUGAAAGGAGAAGAUCUGGACUCCCAGGUUGGAGUUAUUGAUUUCUCGAUGUAUUUGAAAGAUGGGAACAGCACAAAAGGCAGUGAAGGAGAUGGUCAGAUAACUGCUAUUUUGGACCAGAAGAACUAUGUAGAAGAACUCAACAGACAUUUAAGUGCUACAGUAAACAACCUGCAGGCCAAGGUGGAUGCCUUGGAGAAGUCCAACACUAAACUGACCGAGGAGCUUGCAGUUGCAAACAACAGGAUUAUUACACUGCAAGAAGAGAUGGAAAGGGUUAAAGAAGAAAGCUCUUACAUCCUAGAGUCCAAUCGUAAGGUUGCAAAAGACAGAACUGCUGAUGGACAAGCCCUGACGGAGGCACGGAAACAGCUGAAGGAGGAGACUCAGCUGCGGCUGGAUGUGGAGAAGGAGCUGGAGGUGCAGAUUGGGAUGCGACAGGAGAUGGAGCUGGCCAUGAAGAUGCUGGAGAAAGAUGUUUGUGAGAAGCAGGAUGCACUGGUGGCACUCAGGCAGCAGCUGGAUGAUCUCAGGGCCCUAAAGCAUGAGCUGUCUUUCAAGCUGCAGAGUUCAGACAUGGGAGUCAAACAGAAGAGUGAACUAAACAGCCGCUUGGAAGAGAAAACAAAUCAGAUGGCUGCCACCAUCAAACAGCUGGAACAAAGUGAAAAGGAUUUGGUGAAACAGGCAAAAACCUUAAACAGCGCAGCAAACAAACUGAUCCAGAAGCAUCAUUAAAGACAUUUUUAUGUCUGGUCACCUCACAGCUCUGCCCAUCAGAACUCAUUUAUGAGGGGGAGAACUUGAGAAUUGCUAAAGAUGUUCAUUGUCACCUAGGGUUGAUUUUUGGAAUUUGCUGAAUUUUUAAAACCAGUGAGUUUGGGUUGUUUUGGUUUGGGUUUUUUUUUUUGCUCUUCAGAGAUUUAGAGUUGAGUAUAUAUAUGGGGGGGGGGAAAAAAAAGCAGCAGCAUCCUGAAUUUUGCCAUUUUAAACCAUGUCAAAGUAGCAAUGAGUUGGCCAAUAGGCACACCAGGGAAGCAUCAGGAGUGGGAGAUGUGUGGCUGUGCCCAUCCUGGUGAUGCAGACCCUGCACCAAAUCUUCAACAGCAGUGGCUCCGAGGUGUGUUGGUCAAGCCAACAGCAGGUUGGCCAACUCUGGAAGAGUCCAACUGGUUUUCUGUGUUCUUUCCCAACCCCCUCUUUUUUUUUUGUGAAGUAGACCCUCCCUCCCCCCCCCCAGAAAAAGGCAUCCCUGGAAGUUGUUGAAAGUAGUUGUGUGUGUGUCCCACUUCUGUUCCAUGGGUUGACCCCGAGUCCUAGACAGGGCUGUGACUCCGCUGCCAAGCUCAGCCCUCUGCAAGGAGGCUCCAAGGGUUUUGCCUUAGUGACUUGGUGGCAGGGUGGGGACUUCUCCUUGUUCCUUGAAAUGUCCUGUGUCCAGAAUUAGUAGCUAGGUGUCUUAGAGUAACAUGAUAGAGUGGUGAGUUCAGUGGAAACCUCCUUACCUUUGCAUUGCCUUCUACCUCUGCCAUGGACCCCUCUAGACGUUCGGUGUGGUUCUUCCCACAGCCAAGGAGAGAGAUGUCUUGGUAGCUCUCUCCUCUUCUUAGCAAGGGAAGGGUCACGAUUCACAGACCAAAAAGAAUCUGGUCUUUAUACUUUAGUGUUCAAAAGAAACACCACCAAAACCCAGGAGGAGCAAAACAGUGCAGUGGUGAGGAGUGGAAAUGGUCCUUUGGUAGCUGAGCAUUCCUCCUCUGAGCCGUCGGUGGGUGAGCAGGGGGAGCUGCUUUUUACUGCUGCACUUCUUGCACUUGCAACCCAGUUUCUGUUGCUCAAUCCCGGUGGAAUUUGCUACUGAAAGAAGGAGCUAAAGCUUGGAACAAGCUCUCAAUAGGACAACUAAUGGCCAAUUUAACACCCCAGUGCAAGACUUUAACUGUAGCUUACCAAUCCUCUUCCCUGGGGCUGCUGAGGCUCCCCUCGCUGGCCUAGGUCAGGCUUUAGGUUCUAAGCAUUCCAAGGGAUUUGGUUUCCUUUCCAGAAGAUGCUGUUUGGAGGCUUUCUGUGGUGACUAAGGGUUGGAGUUUCCCUCUGCUGAGAUGCCUGUAAAAAUCCUGUGGUGCCACUUCUCCCUUUGUCGUGCUCCUUGGGCAGUGGGUGGCAGCUGUGACUGAGACACAGCUGGGGAGACAACACCCAUGGGUUCUUGCUAGGUUGGUUUGAAGGUCUGUGAGGCUCCUGUGUGCAAGCCUGUCCCACCACUUGGUCAGUGGACAAAAGCAGGCUUGGAGACCUGUUUUAAACCUCUGCACCAUGCCCGAGUCACAUGCUUGAAAGUAUAAACCUAACCUUCAGUAACCUUUGCCUAGGAACUCAUUUUAACUACCCAGAAACAGAAGCAAACAGAGACAGGAAGCAGAAAGCUUCCAUCAGGGCACCCAACUGGUUAGAACAGCCAACUGCUCUGCCUCUCCCCUGUUUCUUCUGCAGGAGCAGGGGGUUGGGCUGGCUUUGUUUGCUGGCACCGUGGUGCUGGAAUAAGGCAGAACUGAGGGCCUGGAUAUACUGCUGCUGGCAGGCCCUGAGUGGAGGUGGUGCCCAGGCAUCGAGGGAUGUGGCCAUGGCUGCUGGCAGGCCCUGAGUGGAGCUGGUGCCCAGGCAUUGAGGGAUGUGACCAUGGCUGCUGGCAGGCCCUGAGUGGAGGAUGCCCAGGCAUUGAGGGAUGUGACCAUGGCUGCUGGCAGGGCCUGAGUGGAGAAUGCCCAGGCAUUGAGGGAUGUGACCAUUGCUGCUGGCAGACCCUGAGUGGAGGAUGCCCAGGCAUUGAGGGAUGUGACCAUGGCUGCUGGCAGGCCCUGAGUGGAGAAUGCCCAGGCUUUGAGGGAUGUGACCAUGGCUGCUGGCAGGCCCUGAGUGGAGGUGGUGCCCAGGCAUUGAGGGAUGUGGCCAUUGCUGCUGGCAGGGCCUGAGUGGAGGAUGCCCAGGCAUUGAGGGAUGUGACCAUGGCUGCUGGCAGGCCCUGAGUGGAGGUGGUGCCCAGGCAUUGAGGGAUGUGACCAUUGCUGCUGGCAGGCCCUGAGUGGAGGUGGUGCCCAGGCAUUGAGGGAUGUGACCAUUGCUGCUGGCAGGGCCUGAGUGGAGAAUGCCCAGGCAUUGAGGGAUGUGACUAUGGCUGCUGGCAGACCCUGAGUGGAGAAUGCCCAGGCUUUGAGGGAUGUGACCAUGGCUGCUGGCAGGCCCUGAGUGGAGGUGGUGCCCAGGCAUUGAGGAAUGUGACCAUGGCUGCUGGCAGACCCUCAGUGGAGGUGGUGCCCAGGCAUUGAGGGAUGUGGCCAUUGCUGCUGGCAGACCCUCAGUGCAGAUGAUGCCCAGGCAUUGAGGGAUGUGACCAUUGCUGCUGGCAGGCCCUGAGUGGAGCUGCCCAGGCAUUGAGGGAUGUGACCAUUGCUGCUGGCAGGCCCUGAGUGGAGCUGCCCAGGCAUUGAGGGAUGUGACCAUGGCUGCUGGCAGACCCUCAGUGCAGAUGAUGCCCAGGCAUUGAGGAAUGUGACCAUGGCUGCUGGCAGACCCUCAGUGCAGAUGAUGCCCAGGCAUUGAGGGAUGUGACCAUUGCUGCUGGCAGACCCUCAGUGCAGAUGAUGCCCAGGCAUUGAGGGAUGUGACCAUUGCUGCUGGCAGGCCCUGAGUGGAGCUGCCCAGGCAUUGAGGGAUGUGGCCAUUGCUGCUGGCAGGGCCUGAGUGGAGGAUGCCCAGGCAUUGAGGGAUGUGACCAUUGCUGCUGGCAGACCCUCAGUGCAGAUGAUGCCCAGGCAUUGAGGGAUGUGACCAUUGCUGCUGGCAGGCCCUGAGUGGAGGUGGUGCCCAGGCAUUGAGGGAUGUGACCAUUGCUGCUGGCAGGGCCUGAGUGGAGAUGAUGCCCAGGCAUUGAGGGAUGUGACCAUUGCUGCUGGCAGACCCUGAGUGGAGGUGGUGCCCAGGCAUUGAGGGAUGUGACCAUUGCUGCUGGCAGGGCCUGAGUGGAGAUGAUGCCCAGGCAUUGAGGGAUGUGACUAUGGCUGCUGGCAGACCCUGAGUGGAGGUGGUGCCCAGGCAUUGAGGGAUGUGGCCAUUGCUGCUGGCAGGGCCUGAGUGGAGGAUGCCCAGGCAUUGAGGGAUGUGACUAUGGCUGCUGGCAGACCCUGAGUGGAGGUGGUGCCCAGGCAUUGAGGGAUGUGACCAUUGCUGCUGGCAGACCCUCAGUGCAGAUGAUGCCCAGGCAUUGAGGGAUGUGGCCAUUGCUGCUGGCAGGGCCUGAGUGGAGGAUGCCCAGGCAUUGAGGGAUGUGACUAUGGCUGCUGGCAGACCCUGAGUGGAGGUGGUGCCCAGGCAUUGAGGGAUGUGACCAUGGCUGCUGGCAGACCCUGAGUGGAGGUGGUGCCCAGGCAUUGAGGGAUGUGACCAUGGCUGCUGGCAGACCCUGAGUGGAGGUGGUGCCCAGGCAUUGAGGGAUGUGACCAUGGCUGCUGGCAGACCCUCAGUGCAGAUGAUGCCCAGGCAUUGAGGGAUGUGACCAUUGCUGCUGGCAGGCCCUGAGUGGAGGAUGCCCAGGCAUUGAGGGAUGUGACCAUUGCUGCUGGCAGGCCCUGAGUGGAGAAUGCCCAGGCAUUGAGGGAUGUGACCAUGGCUGCUGGCAGACCCUCAGUGCAGAGGAUGCCCAGGCAUUGAGGGAUGUGACCAUGGCUGCUGGCAGACCCUCAGUGCAGAUGAUGCCCAGGCAUUGAGGGAUGUGACCAUUGCUGCUGGCAGGCCCUGAGUGGAGGAUGCCCAGGCAUUGAGGGAUGUGACCAUUGCUGCUGGCAGGCCCUGAGUGGAGAAUGCCCAGGCAUUGAGGGAUGUGACCAUGGCUGCUGGCAGACCCUCAGUGCAGAGGAUGCCCAGGCAUUGAGGGAUGUGACCAUGGCUGCUGGCAGACCCUCAGUGCAGAUGAUGCCCAGGCAUUGAGGGAUGUGACCAUGGCUGCUGGCAGACCCUCAGUGCAGAUGCUGCCCAGGCAUUGAGGGAUGUGACCAUUGCUGCUGGCAGGCCCUGAGUGGAGCUGCCCAGGCCAGAGUGCAAGCGCCCAGGCCCGCGCACUAACUCUCUAUUAGUAGCUAACCUCUGUGGCAAGUUCCAGUUCCCUGUGUAAAGCUGAGCUGUAACCUACAUUCAACUCCAGAUGCGACUGCAGCUCUGUGUGCUGGAGGUUUGCUUUGACCCUGGAUAAAAGUGAUGUUUUCUGUUUUUUCAUCUCCUGGCUGUAACCUGUAGUAAAAUAGAAUAAAAACGAUUGCAAAGCCGA
Molecule: messenger RNA, 6605 nt
Organism: Pogoniulus pusillus (Red-fronted tinkerbird)
Lineage: Eukaryota; Metazoa; Chordata; Aves; Piciformes; Lybiidae
Gene: RUFY3
Product: RUN and FYVE domain containing 3
Exons: 14
Coding region: 563-2023 (486 amino acids)
Biological process (GO): regulation of axonogenesis
Cellular component (GO): axon; neuronal cell body; dendrite
Molecular function (GO): metal ion binding
Source: RefSeq, a predicted model, not a curated record